Messenger RNA from Epinephelus moara (kelp grouper), 4077 nucleotides. RefSeq names its product zinc finger, DBF-type containing 2 (gene zdbf2). Gene Ontology annotation, molecular function: zinc ion binding; nucleic acid binding. NCBI's taxonomy places the organism in Eukaryota, Metazoa, Chordata, Actinopteri, Perciformes, Serranidae. The record is from RefSeq and is a predicted model, not a curated record. The transcript has 11 exons. Bases 649 to 3612 code for a protein of 987 amino acids. Gene Ontology annotation, biological process: epigenetic programming of gene expression; genomic imprinting.
CGUUGGGCGCUGUUCUGCUGAAGUAUCUCAGACUCUUCCGGGGAUCGAGCAACAGCAGAAGAAGAAUCAGACCGGAAACUAAACAGAGCGGUGGAGCAGCGCGCGGAGGAAGAACACUUCAGUCUGCGCGAAAGUAAACAACAGAACAACAACAAACAGCUACAGGUAAACAAACCUAUCGAUUAUCGAUUGUUCGGCAUCGGUCGCCCGAACUAGCCAAUCAGCUUCUCCGUAGCUCAGCUUUCUCAGCAUGCUAACAGCUAGCCGGCUGCUAACGCUAACAGCAGCCGUAACGGAGGAGACACGUCACCGCCGGCAGCGUCACCAUGGUUACCGGGAGCCCCGGUUCGAUCCGGAGUUAAACCCAAGUUUAACGAACCGGGCUUUAAACACCGAGCUGGUAGCGCCGCGGCUAGUUAGCUUCACACAGUCAGCCAAUCAGAGCGCGAGUUGGAGCGUCAGCCGGGCAGAGCGGGGUGAAAGCUGUGCUCUGAUUGGACCACGUCACAGAUACAACACCUGUCUCCAGGCUCAUGGAGUCUCCACCUGAAACUCUCACCUGGUUACCGUUGGUUACAGCAUGGAGCGCUCUGAUUGGAUGGAUAACUCACUGACUGCACUGCCUCCAGAUCUCCAGUCAGCAGCAGGAUGUCACACCCUUCAGAUGAAGGUGACCAGAGAAAGGCGGAGUCUACCAGCAGGAUGUGGGCGGAGUCUCAGCCGGGUCCGUCCAGGUGUCAGCCCAGCAGACAGGGUUACUGUGGAUACUGCAGAGUCCUCUACAGCAACCUGGAACAGCACCUGUCCAGUCUCAGACACCUGGAUUCUGUCCGGGCGUCCUCCCGAGGCUCAAGUACCGUCUCCUCCGCCAGCAGCAGCAGAACCAAACUAACCCUGCUGGAGCGCUUCCUGCAGGACGUCCUGCAGCACCAUCCGCACCGCUACAAUGACCCCAGGCCGUCUCACGCUGACCUCCCGUCAGUCUCCGCCCCUCUGUUGCCGAGGGAGGAGCUUGAUGAUCUCUGUUUCUCUGACGAUGACAGCCGAUCGAAGGGCACCCGUGAGCAGCUGCCCAGCUCUGACGACGCCUCCUGCCAGCAGGCCAGUCAGAAGGAAGACAGGCUGUCUGCACCAAUCAGAGAGCAGGAAGAAGGAGGAGCAGCUCCCACAGGGUACACACAGUCAUCACACCUACAGACCCCGCCCCCACAGUCUCAGGCCCUGCCCUCUGUCCACAGGAAGGCUCACAGGAAGACGGACAGAAGGAAAACCAGCGACUCCUCCACCUCCUUACCGUCCCACCGAGGUCCAGGUUGUGGUCAGCGACCUCCCACAGAGCUGAGGCCCUGCCCAGACCCUGGCCCCGGUCCAGGCCCCAGCCCAAGCCCCGGUCACCUACCCCCCUCACAGCUAAGGCCCUGCCCAGAACCCAGCCCCUGCCUAGGCUCAAGUCCAGACACAAGCCCAGGUCCCAGUCCAAACCCUGGUCCAGACACCGGCCCAAGUCCUGGUCCCCGGGCUCACACACAGGUGAGGCCCUGCCCAGAACCCAGUCCUUGUCUAGACUCCAGUCCAGGUCCCAGUCUCAGUCCCCAGCCCCCCACACAGCUGAGGCCCAGCCCACAACCUGGUCCCAGUCUGGGCCCCAGUCCUUACCCAAGCCCUGUUCCCGGUCCAGGCCCUGGCCCAAGUCCUGGUCCCUGGCCCCACACACAGCUGAUUCCAUGCCCAGGACCCGGCCCUAGUCCAGGUCCUGGUCCCGGUCCCUGGCUCCACAAACAGCUGAGGCCCUGCUCAGAUUCUGGCCCAAGUGCAGGCCCUGGUCUAGGCCCUGGUCCCAGUCCACAUCCUGGCCCCCGGCUCCCCACACAGUUGAGGCCCUGCCUAGAACCCAGCCCUAGUCAAGGUGCUGGUCCUGGUCCCCGGCGCGCCACACAGCUGAGGCCCUGCCCAGAUUCUGUCCCCAGUCCAGGCCCUGGUCAGGGUCCAGACCCUGGACUGCGACCCCCCUCACAGCUGAGACCCUGGCUGAGCUGGCAGAAGGAGAGGAGAGAGGCUCUAAAAGAGGAGGCGUUCUCCUCGGACCACAGCGACUCUGUGGAUCAGACCAUCGAGGAGGUGAUCCAGAGAUGUUGCCAUGGCGUCAUUUCCACUCCCUGCCAGCAGGAGGAAACAGACAGCUUCCACUUCAGCCUCCCUGCUUCCAUGGAAAUGCAGAGUGACAACUGGGACUCACCUGCCCAGCGAGGACAAACACUGAGCCAGGUGGAGGAGCAGGACCUGAGCCAUCUGAUGGACGUUCAGGUGGACCUGGAGGACCAGGUGUACUCCUACCAGCUUGAGUCCGCCCUUCACAGCGAUCGGCGAGCAAGGGGUGGGGCCAGACAGGACCAGGGCAUCUGGACUCUACCGAUAGAGGAGGUCCUGCCAGCCCCGCAACACAUCCCAGAAUCCUUCAGGGGGAAGACCUGGACCCAGAUUGAACAAGAGGAUGAGGAGAAGGUGGACAAACUGGUGCGACAGUUCAGACGGGGGAGAUUCAUCUGCUACUUUGACACAGAGUCUCUGGCCAGGUAUGGGAGGAGGAGCCAAAACAAGAAGAGCUGUGAUGAGACCAAGGAGGAGGAGCCAGACACUGAUGUCCUGCCUCUGUUGGACCAUGAUGAUGACUCAGCAUACGUCAGGAGGAAGAGGAAGAGGCGGGCCUUCAGAGUGGCGUCCAGGUGUCAGGUGGUCAAAGUCAGUCACAGCACUCAGACAGUCCAAUUGGUUGUUCCUGCUAUCCGUCAACCAGCCGCAGAGGCCCCGCCCACCAGUGUCCCUGUAGCCAAUCAGGAAGCAGCAGAAAGGACUCCUGAGGUGUGGCGCUGCCUCCCUCCGUCGUACUCGAACAUCGUCACACCUUUGCAGCCUCGCACCUCUCUGGUCUAUCUGCUCUGCUCCCCCUCAGGCCCCGCCCCCACCUACACACCUUCACCAGGCUCCACCCCCAAACGCUGCAGGAAGAAGAGGCGUCCACUGGACCUGCAGGGGUUAAAGGUCAAAUACAAACAACUUCCUGUGAGGUUCUACGACCCCAGCAGCAACCGCAUCCUAAAAAACCUGCCCAAAGGCUUCCUGUGGCGACGGGGUUCCACCUCCAGCCCACCCCCGCCUUGUGUCCGUCAGCUGUUCAGGAGUCUGAGUCCGGAUCUGAACGCCGACAGGCCACUGGGGGAGGGGGCCGCGGGGUCCUCCAGGGUCAAAGGUCAGAGGUCAUCAGACUCACCCUACAGCCACGCCAGUUUCCUGCUGAGCACGCUCAGUAGGGACUCAGCACAAACUGACAAACAGGAUGCAGCCAGGAGGCGGGGCAGGAUUUCUCAAGACCCGCCCCCUCCACCUCCAAGCAGGUCAGAGCGGGGGAGGAGAGGGAAGAGGGACAGGACACGCCCCCCACCCUCCAAAAGAAGAACCAAGGCUCAGGCCACGCCCCCCCAGCCCAGGAGAGAAGGCCUGCGCCGGGCAGGACCCAGCAGGGGAGUCCCCAGUUCCACAGACCCGCCUCACCCCCCCUCACCCCGGAGGGGGAGGACCCGGAGGGGGAGGGGCUGUGAGCGGGGACGAAGGUAGCAGGAUACCUGUUCAGGUAUCAGCCUCGUUUGUAAACUACAGAACGAUGCCUUUACUCGUCACUCAGAGGUCGGACGUCAGACGAUUCACAAACGUGACUGUGGGUUUAUAAACGAGGCUGCUGGACUUCAUAUGGAGGUUUAUUGAUGUCGAUAUUAGAAUAAAAUCAUCUGAUCAAUAUCAAAGAUCAUUUUACAUCUGUGUGCAGAAAAAUACAAAUGAACCUGUUUUUAAAACCUGAUUCAUAAGUUUUAUUUUUUUAUUUUAUUUUUUCAUGAAAUCACAGACAAGUAGAAAUUAUUUAAAAAUACAAAAAACCUGUGCACACAAAUAGAAAAUGAAACUAGAGUUUGAUGAAAUUAUUUUAUGAUAAUGUUGGCAGUUUGUGACACUAAACCUUUUCUUAAGGUGCUGUCCUUUGAUCUUUUCUACCUUUACACUCGUCUUUAUUUAUAUAUCAACAAU